Sciurus carolinensis (gray squirrel) is the source of this 1569-nucleotide messenger RNA. RefSeq names its product serine protease 27 (gene Prss27). The transcript is spliced from 6 exons. Gene Ontology annotation, molecular function: serine-type endopeptidase activity. The record is from RefSeq and is a predicted model, not a curated record. Bases 52 to 846 code for a protein of 264 amino acids. Lineage: Eukaryota; Metazoa; Chordata; Mammalia; Rodentia; Sciuridae. Gene Ontology annotation, biological process: proteolysis.
AGGAGCUCCUGCCAUCUCUGACCCCUGCUCACCUGGACUAGGCCUGAGAACAUGAGGUGGCCCCUGACCCCUGCACUGCUGCUGCUGCUGCUGCUACUGCAGCUUGGGGCUCCGGGGGCCAAGGCUCCAAGAGCCUGUGGGCGCCCAAGGAUGCUGAAUCGGAUGGUGGGCGGGCAGGACGCCAUGGAGGGCGAGUGGCCCUGGCAGGUCAGUAUCCAACGCAACGGGAGCCACUUCUGUGGAGGCAGCCUCAUCACGGAGCAGUGGGUCCUCACCGCAGCACACUGCUUCUCCAACACCUCAGAAACAUCCCUAUAUCGAGUCCUGCUGGGGGCGCGGCAGCUGCUGCAGCCAGGGCCACAUGCCGUGUACGCCCAUGUGAGGCGGGUGGAGAGCAACCCCCUGUACCAGGGCAUGGCCUCCAGUGCUGACGUGGCCCUGGUGGAGCUCGAAGCACCAGUGGCCUUCACCAACUACAUACUCCCUGUGUGCGUGCCCGACCCCACAGUCAUCUUUGAGAAGGACAUGAACUGCUGGGUCACUGGCUGGGGCAGUCCCAAUGAGCAAGACCACCUGCCCAACCCAAGGAUCCUGCAGAAGCUUGCAGUGCCCAUUAUUGACACACCCAAGUGCAACCUGCUCUACAGCAAAGAUGCUGAGUCUGGCUUCCAGCCCAGAACCAUCCAGGACGACAUGCUCUGUGCAGGCUUUGCAGAGGGCAAGAAGGACGCCUGCAAGGAACCACAAGCGGCUCGUGGAAGCCCAGGAGAAAAAGGGCUGGGCUGGCACCCUUCUGGCCCCAUCAAGCCCUGGGUCCAAGAAUAUGUGUGGGAACUGAAGAUAUGAGGGCAAAGUGACCCUGCCCAAUGCCACCAUUCAACACUCAGGCACUUGAAGGUAGGACAGGUGGGGGUGUGGCAGAGAGAAGCCCCUAAUGCCAGGGACACACCUGCUCCCAGCAUCAACACUGUUUUCCUCAGGAAGCUUAGUCUAUCUGCAGGGCCUUCACCCACUGAGUGACAGCACUGGGGGUCAGCCCUCCACCUCCUGGGCUGGGCUCAGGCACCAGCCAACCAGAGGUGUGGCUCCUGCCCCUAUACAGUGCCCCAGUCAGCUCAGGCAUGGCCUCUCCAGAAGGCCCAGCAGCUGAAGACCCACUUAGGGGACCUGCAUGCCACAAGUCUCUGCCUCCUCCUUCUGUCCCCUACCUGCCCCCUGGGUUGGUGACUGUCACAAUGCUCCCUGAGUGGGGCUCCAUGGUGGGUAGGCUGUGCCUAAUGCUAUAAUUUGGACCUGGAAUGCUUCCCAAAGGUUCAUGUGCUGAAGGCUUGGUCCCCAGUGUUCAGAGGUGGGGAUUUGGGGAAGUGAUUGGAUCAUGAGGGUGCCCAUCAGUGGAUUAAUCCAUUGAUGGAUUUGCAACUGAAAGGACUGCUGGGAGGUGGUGGAAACUGCAGGAGGUACGCUCCUUCCUAGCCACCAUGAGGUCAGCAGCUCUGUUCCACCACACCCUCCCUGCCACAUUCCACCUCACCACAGACCCAAGCUCCAUGGAGACAAGGGACCACCGAC